Messenger RNA from Oreochromis niloticus (Nile tilapia), 1697 nucleotides. It is a transcript of the gene cndp2, whose product is annotated as CNDP dipeptidase 2 (metallopeptidase M20 family). Bases 273 to 1697 code for a protein of 474 amino acids. The transcript has 12 exons. Lineage: Eukaryota; Metazoa; Chordata; Actinopteri; Cichliformes; Cichlidae. The record is from RefSeq and is a predicted model, not a curated record. Gene Ontology annotation, molecular function: metallodipeptidase activity. Gene Ontology annotation, biological process: proteolysis. Gene Ontology annotation, cellular component: cytosol.
UGACCCAUAAUUCUUUGCGCUUUGAACCAGUUCAUCUGGUGGGUUGUUGUUUUUACCCUCCGAGUUGAAUCGCUUUGGGUUCCCCCCCCAAAAACGAGUAGCUUUUGUUCUUUUUUUUUUUUUUUACUGCAGACCCCACAGAGUUGUCGAUAGCAAAUACAGGAAGUCUUUGUCAGGUGAGAAGGGCCCGGAGUCACAUGUUUGCAUCAGCUGAUCUGGAAUAAAAACACAGUAAGUCUGUUUGACAAGACAGAUCCCAUCGCUGGCACAAAAUGGCUCAUCUCACAGAACUUUUCAAGUAUGUGGACGACCACCAGGACCUGUAUGUGCAGCGCCUCGCUGAGUGGGUGGGUGUCCAGAGUGUGUCUGCUUGGCCUGAGAAGCGUGGGGAGAUCAAAAAAAUGAUGGAGAUGGCAGCCAAGGACAUCGAGAGGCUGGGAGGGACUGUGGAGUUGGUGGACGUUGGCAAGCAGAAGCUUCCCUCAGGAGAGGAGAUCCCCCUGCCUCCUAUCAUCCUGGGGCAGUUAGGAUCAGACCCAGCCAAGAAGACGGUGUGUAUUUACGGGCACCUUGAUGUUCAGCCAGCAAACAUCGAUGAUGGCUGGGACACAGAGCCUUUCACUCUGGUGGAGAAAGACGGUAAGCUCUAUGGACGAGGAUCUACUGAUGACAAGGGUCCAGUGUUGGCCUGGUUUAACUGCAUUGAAGCGUAUCAGAAGAUUGGAAAGGACCUUCCCAUCAACAUCAAAUUCUGCUUCGAGGGGAUGGAGGAAUCUGGAUCUGAGGGUCUGGAUGAUCUUGUGUUUUCUAGAAAAGACACUUUCUUUAAAGAUGUGGACUACGUCUGCAUCUCUGACAACUACUGGCUGGGCAAGAACAAACCCUGCAUCACCUACGGUCUGAGAGGAAUCUGCUAUUUCUUCCUUGAGGUGGAGUGUGGUGGAAAGGACUUGCACUCAGGGGUGUUUGGUGGCUCUGUUCAUGAGGCCAUGACUGACCUCAUCGCACUUAUGGGCUCCCUGGUUGACAAAAGGGGUAAGAUUUUGGUUCCUGGGAUCUAUGACAGUGUGGCGCCUCUGACAGCAGAGGAGCAAAAGCUGUACGAGAAGAUCGACUUCGACUUGGAUGAGUACUGUAAAGAUGUGGGAGUUGGCCGGCUGCUGCAUGACACAAAGGAGCAAAUCCUCAUGCACCGUUGGAGAUAUCCUUCUCUUUCCCUUCAUGGUAUUGAGGGGGCUUUCUCUGAAGCAGGAGCCAAGACGGUUAUUCCUCGCAAGGUCAUCGGCAAGUUUUCCAUCCGCCUUGUGCCUGACAUGGACCCCAAAGCUGUGGAGAAGCAGGUCAUCGAUCAUCUGCAGAAGAAGUUUGCUGAACUGGGAAGCCCCAAUAAACUGAAAGUGAACAUGGGCCAUGGGGCAAAGGCCUGGGUCUCAGACUUCAACCACCCACACUACAUGGCAGGGAGAAAGGCCAUGAAGACAGUCUUCGGGGUCGAGCCUGAUCUGACGCGCGAGGGUGGCAGCAUCCCGGUCACCCUGACCUUCCAAGAGGCCACAGGCCGUAAUGUCAUGCUGCUUCCUGUAGGGUCCUCUGAUGAUGGCGCUCACUCUCAGAAUGAAAAGAUCAACAGAUCAAACUACAUUCAGGGAGUCAAGCUGCUGGGAGCAUACUUCCAUGAGGUCUCUCUGCUGGAGUGA